Molecule: messenger RNA, 1017 nt
Organism: Fragaria vesca subsp. vesca
Lineage: Eukaryota; Viridiplantae; Streptophyta; Magnoliopsida; Rosales; Rosaceae
Product: 2'-deoxymugineic-acid 2'-dioxygenase-like
Exons: 3
Coding region: 1-1017 (338 amino acids)
Source: RefSeq, a predicted model, not a curated record
AUGGGAGAUCGAGACGAGAGCCGUUCAAGCUCAUUUCCGAUGGGGAAGACUGCACAAGAGACGGGCUUGCCCUACGUGCCCGAGUGUUAUGUGAUUCCAACUUCACACCGUGCCAGCUUAACUCCAGCAGUUGCCAAUGUACCCACCAUUGAUUUUGGUAAGCUCAAGCAGGGUUCUGAUGAAGAACGAGCCACUAUUAUCAACCAUGGAAUCCCUCAAUCGUUGCUCGACGGGGCGCUGGCUGUGGCUUCGGGGUUUUUCGAGUUGCCUAAUUCAGAGAAGGCAAAGUUCAUGUCUAAUGAUGUUCACAAACCAGUGAGGUAUGGAACAAGCUUCAAAGAUGGAGUUGAUAAGAUUCAAUUCUGGAGGGUCUUCCUCAAACAUUAUGCUCACCCCUUGGAAAAUUGGAUCGAUUCUUGGCCUAACAAUCCACCCAGCUACAGGGAAACCAUGGGCGAGUACUGCAGACAAGUAAUGAAACUGAGCUUGGAAGUAACAAGUGCCAUCACUGAGAGCCUAGGCAUAGGUCCAACUUACUUAACCAAGAAAAUGGAAAACGGGAUGCAAGUGAUUACAGUCAAUGGCUACCCACCGUGCCCCAGGCCAGAAAUGGCGCUAGGGUUGCCGCCUCAUUCGGACUACAGCUGCUUCACCAUUGUGCUUCAGAGCUUCGCCGGACUGGAAGUCAUGGACGUCGGGGACGGAAAAUGGAAACUAAUUCCGAACCUUGAGACUGCUCUUCAAGUUCAUGUGGGUGACCAUUUUGAGGUACUAAGCAAUGGUUUGUACAAGAGUGUUGUGCACAGGGCGACACUGAACGGUGAAAGGACCAGAAUCUCCAUUGCUAGCUUACACAGCUUGGGAAUUGAUGAGAAGAUGAAGACCGCUGAGGAGCUUGUGAGUGAAGAACAGCCUGCGAAGUAUAGAGAAAGUAGCUUCGGAGAUUUUCUGAACUUUCUCUCAGGUAAUGAUAUAGCUGAGGGAUCCAGCUUCCUCAACUCACUCAAACUAGCAUAA